Molecule: messenger RNA, 1155 nt
Organism: Gadus chalcogrammus (walleye pollock)
Lineage: Eukaryota; Metazoa; Chordata; Actinopteri; Gadiformes; Gadidae
Product: E3 ubiquitin-protein ligase Siah1-like
Biological process (GO): proteasome-mediated ubiquitin-dependent protein catabolic process; multicellular organism development
Cellular component (GO): cytoplasm
Molecular function (GO): ubiquitin conjugating enzyme binding; zinc ion binding; ubiquitin protein ligase activity
Source: RefSeq, a predicted model, not a curated record
AAGUAAUACUAAAUGUGUUUUUAUAUUUGAACAAAAAAAUCAUACUAUAACACUAGAGUCGAUAAGCUGUGGCAGCUGCUAUCUGGAAAAAGCACGUCCCCGCGACAAACUUCAACAACUGUGCGCGAGCCCGACCGGCUGGUACAAACGUCUCGUUUGAGCUCCAAGUGCAGCGCGAAUGUGGAUACAUCGAGCUAACGAAUGAAAAACGAGGUCCUCACAUUUCAAGAGGAGAAGAAAGCCCUACUGAGGAAUCUUAUGGACGAAGAAAUGAGUCGCCAGACCGCCACCGCGCUGGCGACAGGAACCUCCAAGUGCCCCCCCUCCCAGCGCGUGCCCACCCUGUCGGGCACCACCGCCUCCAACAGUGACCUGGCCAGCUUGUUUGAGUGCCCCGUCUGCUUCGACUAUGUCCUGCCUCCAAUCCUGCAGUGCCAGUCGGGACACCUGGUGUGCUCCAACUGCCGGCCCAAGCUCACCUGCUGCCCCACGUGCCGGGGGCCCCUCGGCUCCAUCCGGAACCUGGCCAUGGAGAAGGUGGCCAACUCGGUGCUCUUCCCCUGCAAGUACGCGUCGUCGGGCUGCGAGGUCACGCUGCCGCACACGGACAAGGCGGAGCACGAGGAGCUGUGUGAGUUCCGGCCGUACUCCUGCCCCUGCCCGGGGGCCUCCUGCAAGUGGCAGGGCUCGCUGGACGCCGUCAUGCCCCACCUGAUGCACCAGCACAAAUCCAUCACCACGCUGCAGGGGGAAGACAUCGUGUUCCUGGCCACGGACAUCAACCUGCCCGGCGCCGUGGACUGGGUGAUGAUGCAGUCGUGUUUCGGCUUCCACUUCAUGCUGGUGCUGGAGAAGCAGGAGAAGUACGACGGCCACCAGCAGUUCUUCGCCAUCGUGCAGCUCAUCGGCACGCGCAAGCAGGCCGAGAACUUCGCCUACCGCCUGGAGCUCAACGGGCACCGGCGCCGGCUCACGUGGGAGGCCACGCCGCGCUCCAUCCACGAGGGCAUCGCCACGGCCAUCAUGAACAGCGACUGCCUGGUGUUUGACACGUCGAUCGCACAACUGUUUGCGGAGAACGGGAACCUGGGCAUCAACGUCACCAUAUCCAUGUGCUGAGGGACCUCCGGCGGCGCCAUCCAACCCCCCCCCGAC